This is a messenger RNA of Pestalotiopsis fici W106-1, 4467 nucleotides long. Its product is annotated as DNA-directed RNA polymerase III subunit RPC1. Gene Ontology annotation, molecular function: DNA-directed RNA polymerase activity; DNA binding. The transcript has a single exon. The record is from RefSeq and is a predicted model, not a curated record. Bases 1 to 4467 code for a protein of 1488 amino acids. NCBI's taxonomy places the organism in Eukaryota, Fungi, Ascomycota, Sordariomycetes, Amphisphaeriales, Sporocadaceae. Gene Ontology annotation, biological process: DNA-templated transcription.
AUGGCGACAACUACCGAAACUGCCCUCAAGGGCACCAGUGCCGUCGCGCCUGUGAAACAUCAGGUUGUCGAUAAGGUACCGAAGCGAUUCAGACAGAUCAAGUUCGGCAUCCAGUCAAACCAAGACAUUGUUAAUCAAGCGGUAGUCGAGGUCGCCGAUAGAACCAUGUACGACCUCGACCGCGGAAGAGAGCCCAUUAAGCAUGGACCUCUCGACAAACGUCUCGGUAUCUCGAGCAAGCAGGCUACAUGUCAAACCUGCGACCUGCGACUGACAGACUGUCCUGGCCAUUUUGGUCACAUUCGCCUACCGCUUCCUGUCUUUCAUAUCGGCUACCUGCGUUUCACUAUGAAGAUUCUACAAGAAAUAUGCAAGGACUGCUCACGAGUCCUUCUCACCGAACCUGAACGUCGCAGCUUCCUCAAGAUGCUGCGCAAAGCUCCCGACAACAUGAAUCGUCAGGCCAUCCUCAAAAAGAUCAACGAAACAUGCAGAAAGACAAAGAGUUGCCCCUACUGCACCGCAACAAAUGGCCAAAUUCGAAAGGCCGGCCCUUUGAAGCUGGUCCACGACAAGUUCGUUGCUUUUAACAAGUCCACGUCGCAAAAGAAGCAGCCGCCUCAGUCCAAGAUUGAUUUUGACAACUCCUUCAACGAAGCCAAGAAGCACAACAACGAUUUGGAAAAACACGUUCGCAAGGCUAUGGAGGAUUUGAACCCCCUCAGAGUUCUGAAUCUGUUCAAGCAGAUCAGCUCCACAGACUGCGAGUUGCUUGGCCUGGAUCCUACCGAGGGACGCCCUGAAAUGUUCUUGUGGCAAUUUGUCCCUGCUCCUCCAGUCUGCAUUCGACCAUCCGUCGCACAAGAGGGAGCAAGCAACGAAGAUGAUCUCACUACUACGCUAAGUCAAGUCGUCUUCAUUUGCAGUCUCAUCAGAGGAGCAUUGCAGAAGGGCGCAAGUCUUCAGACUAUCAUGGAGCAGUGGGAUUACCUCCAAUUGCAUAUCGCUGUUUACGUAAACAGUGACGUUCCUGGCCUCACAAAUACUGGAAUUGUGAAGAGCAUGAGAGGCUUCUGCCAACGUUUGAAGGGUAAACAGGGUCGCUUCCGUGGUAACCUUUCUGGUAAACGUGUCGACUUUUCAGGACGAACUGUCAUUUCUCCAGAUCCCAAUCUUGGCAUCGAUCAAGUCGCAGUGCCUAUUUUGGUAGCCAUGAAUUUGACAUAUCCCGAGCGCGUCCAUAGGGAGAAUAUUGAGAAGCUGCGGAAGUGCGUUCUGAACGGGCCCAGUGUCUAUCCUGGAGCACAGGGAAUCAUCAAACAGGACGGCGACCAAACAUACAAACAGACGCUCAAGUUCGGUGACAGAACCAGGGUAGCUAAGGAACUACGCUUCGGUGAUGUUGUUGAGAGACAUCUCGAGGAUAACGACAUUGUUCUGUUCAACCGUCAGCCAUCUCUCCACAAGCUCAGUAUCAUGAGUCAUUUGGCCAAAAUCAGACCUUGGAGAACAUUCCGUCUCAACGAGUGUGUGUGCAACCCUUACAACGCCGAUUUCGAUGGUGAUGAGAUGAACCUUCACGUCCCACAAACAGAAGAGGCACGUGCGGAAGCAAUCAACCUCAUGGGAGUCAAGAACAACUUGGCUACACCCAAGAACGGUGAACCUGUCAUUGCUGCAACACAGGAUUUCGUCACUGCAGCCUACCUUCUCAGUGGCAAAGAUGUCUUUUACGACCGCAAGACCUUUACCUACAUUUGCCAGCAUAUGAUGGACGGCAAGACCCACCUUGACCUGCCACCUCCUGCUAUCCUCAAGCCUCAACGCUUGUGGACGGGAAAGCAAGUCUUCAGUAUCCUCAUGAGGCCGAACAAGCAGUGCAACGUCAAGAUCAACCUGGACGCCAAAUGUAGAGAAUAUGUGCCUCCGAACAAGGGCUCAAGUGACCCCAGAGAACGAUCAAGGGCUCCUGACAUGUGUCCAAGUGACGGCUGGCUCGUUGUACGCAACUCUGAAGUCAUGUGCGGCAGAAUGGACAAGUCGACUGUCGGAGCUGGCAAAAAGGACUCAAUCUUCUAUGUCAUCAUGAGAGAUUUCGGUCCAGACGAGGCCGUCAUCGCCAUGAAUCGUCUCGCUAAGCUUUGUGCUCGAGCUUUAACAAACCAGGGAUUCUCAAUCGGUAUUGGUGAUGUCUUUCCCACAGCAUCUCUCACUGCGGAGAAGCAGGAGCUGGUUAAGAACGCGGUCAAGAAGACAGAUCAGCUCAUUGCCUCCUACAACGACAAGACACUACAGAAAGCAGCAGGUUGUUCCAUGGAAGAAACGUUGGAGAACUCCAUUUCCGGUACACUCAGUCAAGUUCGUUCGGCUGCUGGUGCAUACUGUAUCGCAACUCUGAGUACCAAGAAUGCUCCAUGGAUCAUGGCUACAUCAGGUUCGAAGGGUUCGAAUAUCAACGUCGCUCAGAUGAUUGCCCUUGUCGGACAACAGAUCAUAGGAGGAUCACGUGUCGCCGAUGGCUUUCAAGAUCGCACACUACCACACUUUCACAAAUUGGCACGUCAACCAGCAGCCAAAGGUUUCGUGGCAAACAGUUUCUACACAGGUCUCGUGCCAACUGAAUUCUUGAUGCACGCCAUGUCCGGACGUGAGGGUCUGGUCGAUACCGCUGUCAAGACUGCAGAGACCGGUUACAUGUCCCGACGUCUCAUGAAAUCUUUGGAGGAUCUUUCCACGCAAUACGAUGACACGGUUCGAACAUCUGGCGGCAAUGUGGUGCAGUUCCAAUUCGGAGCUGACAAGCUCGACCCCGUAGAUAUGGAGGGUUCGGCCGUGCCGGUGCACUUUGAUCGUACUUGGUCCCACGCCGAAAACCUGACAUGGAAUAACAAGGAACGCGCACUCUUACCAUUUGAGAUUCGUGAAAUUUGCGACUCCAUGAUCGACAAGGAACGAGCUCGAUACCAGCGACGAGGCUUAUUACAUGGCGAGCCACUCCACUACGAAGAUGAGACCGAUUACGGAAUUGAUGAGCACGAGAGUAGCCGGCAUUUCCUCAGAACUAUUGAAGGAUACGUGAACGACCUGGCAAAGAAGUUGGCACGAGUUCGCGAGGAGUUUGGCCUGGAUGGAUAUCUCGAAAAGCCAACUUUGAGUGCUGCCACUAUAGACAAGAACGAAAAAGGAGACCCGGCAAGAACCCAUACCGAGAGGGUUGCCAAGGUGUCCCAGCGAACGCUUGUUCACUUCAUCACUCUGUGCUUGGAGAAGUUCAAGAAGGCGCAUGUAGAACCUGGCCACGCCGUCGGAGCUGUCGGAGCACAGUCGAUUGGUGAGCCUGGUACUCAGAUGACCCUGAAGACUUUCCAUUUCGCUGGUGUUGCUGGCAUGAGUAUUACACAGGGUGUGCCCCGUAUCAAGGAAAUCAUCAACGCAUCGAAGACAAUCAGUACUCCAGUUAUCACUUGCCCUCUUGAGAACAACAGGCAGAUCGAAGCUGCCCGUGUAGUCAGAGGCCGUGUUGAGAAGACCUUCAUUGAGGACAUUCUCAGACACAUCGAAGACGAAUGGGAAGCAAACAAAGCGUACAUCACACUGGCCAUUGACAUGGAGGCACUAGAAGCAAUGAAUUUGGGCAUUGGUCUUCAUGAUGUGAAGAGCGCAAUUGCCAAAGCCAAGAAGCUCAAGAUCUUGGAGGGAGAUAUGUCAGUCUACCCAAUCGACGGUACCAUUGAGAUUGCAGUCACCCUGCCCGACGAAAGUAAGAGCCGGAGCGUCCGAACCAAGACCGAGACACCGGCAGACUUGCUCACUCGAGUGAGUCACCUCAAGCGUGCCCUGCCGGCGGUUCCAGUUUCUGGUUAUCCGGAAGCCGCUCGUGCCAUUAUCCAGACUGCCGAAGGAAAAGCCGACAAGCCUGGCGAAGCUCCUCCUUACGUCCACACAGUUCUGGUGGAAGGGUAUGGCCUUCGACAGUGCAUGAACACUGAAGGUGUCAUUGGUACCAAGGUCAUCUCGAACAACGUCAUGGAGGCCAACCAAGUACUCGGUAUCGAAGCAGCGCGAACAACCAUUGCAAAGGAAAUUGACGCCGUCAUGGGAGAAAUGGACAUCGAUCCGCGACAUAUGGAGUUGUUGGCAGAUGUCAUGACCUACAAGGGCGAGGUGUUGGGUAUCACGAGAUUCGGUCUCUCCAAGAUGCGUGACUCGGUCCUUCAGCUUGCUUCCUUUGAGAAGACGCCCGACCACUUGUUUGAAGCUGCAGCCGGCAUGAAGGGAGACAAGAUUGAGGGUGUUUCGGAAAAGAUCAUCAUGGGACAAACCAUGACAGUAGGCACUGGUGCAUUCCAGGUUGUCAGAAAGCUGGGUCUCAGUGACCAACAUCUUCAAAAGCUACCGACAGCCUUUGAAGACGCAUGGGCUGCUGAUACCAAAGAGAGAAAGAAGCUCAAAUCCAGGAAGGCUUAG